This is a messenger RNA of Coffea eugenioides, 1729 nucleotides long. RefSeq lists its product as uncharacterized. The transcript has 3 exons. Bases 159 to 1574 code for a protein of 471 amino acids. The record is from RefSeq and is a predicted model, not a curated record. NCBI's taxonomy places the organism in Eukaryota, Viridiplantae, Streptophyta, Magnoliopsida, Gentianales, Rubiaceae.
UUAGACUUCAGGAUCGGGUAGCCCGUCUAUUCUGUACCGUCUCUCGCUCGCCGGUCGCUACUAUUCCAAUUUACACGUAGCAUUCAUACUUCUUCCUUCGCCUGAUCAGUCAUUUAAAAGUCCGCAUUGGUAUUAUCCAAUAAAAGUAGUACAGAACGAUGGCAUCCUGCAGAGCUGCUCGCAGAAAUCAGAGGUGGUGCACCACCCAACCUCUGACCCCUCUCAUGGAAGGCCCCGAUCUCGAAAUGCACCACCACCACUGCCAGUCUGGAAAUAAGAAAGAGACCACCUCCUCCUGGGAAGUGAUUCGGGAAUGGUUUAGAGCACAGAGGAGCUUGGCAGCCGACCCUGCAGGAGGAGGAGGGGGCAGCAGGAGCUUCUCCAUGUCCUCAGCAUACCCUGCCGGCCCAGGCUCAGCGCCGCCCAAUAUUAAUGCGGCCAAGAGGCAAGACUUGAAGCUUUUGCUCGGGGUCUUGGCUUGCCCACUUGGCCCCAUUCCUCUGCCCAUCAACAAUAAUGAAAACGGCAACAACAACAACAACUACCACUCCUACUACGGUCAUCAGAACACCAAUCCAAUUCUUCAUCCUUACAAUCCUACCAUCAUCAAAGACAUUCCCAUUGAGACCUCUACUGCGCAUUACAUUAUUCAACAAUACUUGGCCGCGACGGGAUGCUCCUCGAAAUCCAAGCAGCAGCAGCAACAACAACAGAAAGUCCCCAGAAACAUGUACACGGCCGGCACGGUGAAGAUGAUGUGCUUCCCGACAGAGAUUUCGGGAGGAGGAACAGUGAAGACACUGGGAACGAGGAGUAGCGGGGAGAAGGGAUGCUUCGUGCUGUGGCAGAUGUCGCCGGGAAUGUGGUCGCUGGAGCUGGUGGUUGGGGGUAACAAGGUCCUGGCCGGCAGCGAUUCCAAGAUCGUGUGGAGGCAUACACCCUGGCUGGGCACCCACGCGGCCAAAGGCCCUCAACGUCCCUUACGUCGCAUUAUCCAGGGGUUGGACCCAAAGAGCACGGCGAGUUUGUUUGCCGGCAAAGCACGGUGCUUAGGAGAGAAACGAAUUGGAGAUGAAGAUUGCUUCGUGUUAAAAGUGGCAGCAGAUCGGGCGACGGUGAUGGAAAGGAACGAGGGUCCUGCAGAAGUGAUCAGGCACGUCUUGUACGGCUACUUCAGCCAAAAGAGUGGGCUUCUCAUAUAUCUAGAGGACUCCCACCUGACCAGAGUUUUAGUACAGCGGGAGGAGGAAGAGGAUGAGCAGCAGCCGGCAGCUGGGCGCCGCGAAAAUGGAAGUGAUCAUCCUUCGGUUUCGGGUGCUGUUUACUGGGAGACAACCAUUGGGAGCAGCAUCGGAGACUACAGGGACGUCGACGGCCUCCUCAUUGCCCAUCAAGGCAGGACCGUUGCCACUGUAUUCCGUUUCGGAGAGGUAUCCACACAGCAUUGUAGGACGACCAUGGAAGAGACCUGGGCCAUCCACGACGUCGUUUUUGACGUCCCGGGGCUUUCACCCGACUCCUUCAUCCCUCCUGCCGAUGUAUGGGAUGAUAGCACACAUUAUUCACCGCAUUAAUAGUAAUUUUUUGCCGUGAAAAUGCACUUUCCUUUCCUGAAUAUAAAUGGUCAUGAUUUGUCCGUAACUUGUUUAACUAACUCACAGUCAGCAGCAAGUUCGCUGCAAUUAUAUAUCCUUUCCCAAUCCCACGCACCUAUAGAGUAUAAUUUAAU